Aspergillus caelatus is the source of this 2145-nucleotide messenger RNA. Its product is annotated as putative peptidase family-domain-containing protein. The transcript is spliced from 3 exons. Lineage: Eukaryota; Fungi; Ascomycota; Eurotiomycetes; Eurotiales; Aspergillaceae. The record is from RefSeq and is a predicted model, not a curated record. Gene Ontology annotation, cellular component: cytoplasm. Bases 1 to 2145 code for a protein of 714 amino acids.
AUGACGAAACGCUCAUUAAGCCCUGACCCAGCGUCCGCAAGACGUCGCAUCAAGCCCGUAUCCAUCGAAAAGAGGCCAUUCAAAAUCAUUAACCUCGAUGAAGGCGACCUAGUGCACCAAACUUGUGUUGCGGUCCAUGGCGAGUGCCAAGAGUUUGACUAUGCGGCAGAUACCAAUUUCGUGUCUGUCUCGUCAUCCAACAUGCUCAGCCGGGCGCAGACAGUCAAUCACUGGCCGUUGAACAAAGGCCAAUGGAAGGCGCUCCUACAUCACGCCGUGAAUUAUAUUCCCCUGCUACAGCUGCCUCCGCUCCAUCUCGCGGUGCUUGUCGCAAAGGAUUCGCCACUGCUCAUCGAUUGCCCACCAGCCAAAUACGGGGGCAUCUCAACUGCCCACAGUACCCUCAAUGCGGCCAUUUCUAAGCUACGAAUGUCGGCGUAUAUGUGGCAAGCUCUCACAGCAGAGGACUUCCGUCAAAAGGGAUUGGGAAGGCGGUCAUUUCGCCUGGAGGAAGAGUGGUCCCCCAACACAACCAUGCAGACGGAGCAUCAAGCGACACCUGGCACCAAUAGUCAUAUGGGAACUGUCGCUAAAGUCCAUAUUAUCCGGUCGGAUAAGACUAUCGCAGAGCUCAGGGAUGCUGAUGUUGCCCAGCAGAAUCCUCGAGGUCGAGAUCGGGAUGCCCUGCACAGAUAUUUUGAGGCCGCCCUCGCUAAAUCAGGGCCCCCCUUCGAGUCAAGCUGCCGUCCAGUGGUGGCCGGUUUGAUUUUGGAUGCUCAUUACUCCACCGAGCAAUCGAUGAUCAUGGGCCAUGCAGCGUUGGGUUGUCAUAAACCUGAUGGCAUCUCCUUGGGCAUCUUUGGCAGUCAUCUUACCUACUCUUGGCCGCGUUUCCUCGAGGAGGUCCCUGCCUGUCUGAUAGAUAUGAUGCCCACGGGUGAUACCGUCGGCAAUGACAAUGGUGAAUGCGACACUAUGCGUGGCGCGUGUUUUGUCGGCCAAGGUGCCUUUCUGCACGAGGUGGGCCAUGCCUUAGGUGCCGGACAUACUACAGGGAUCAUGGCAAGAGGGUACAGCAAAACUUGGGCGAUGAACUUCAUAUCGCAUGAGACCAAUAGCGCGGCAGAGAACGAUGCUAAGUGGGAUCUGCAAGAUGCGCUCAAGUUCAAAUUGCUGCCGCAUUUUGCACUCCCUGGCGAUGAGCUCGUGUCAAAUGACUUUCGGCUUGCCAAAGUCAGAGUUGAGGUUGAUUUCGGCUUGGAUAGCCCAGGUAUCAUGAAUAUGGAAGGGGAAUAUCCGGAGGGCCUCAAGGUGUCUUGUACAGCAGGCCUGGCGCAAGUGAAAAUUGAGAAUGGGGCAAACGAUCCCCUAAACCAUGAUUUUAUAGGUGAUGAAGAUGAGAAAGGUGGUUGCACAAGGCUUUCGUACGACAAUAUUCGUGAAAGGUUUGACCAGAAUCAUCCGCUAAGAGUCACUGCCAUUGGCAUGAAUGGUAAGGUGGCCAUCGUGAACGACUUGUGGGUGAGGCUCAAGGGAAAGCCCUACAUCAUCAUCCCGGGCAGUAAUGUGGCUCUUCGCAAACAAUCUGUUCGGUCAAAGGAUCUAGAUUCAAACAAUGAUGACCGAGACUUGAUCCAGUGGGCUAUGCUCCUUCAUCGCCGCGGCCAAGAUGGCCAGCUGCAUCGUGCGACGAGUAUCGACCUUCGGGUGGGAUGUAUCAUGGAUGGAGCAAUCGUCUACUAUGCCGAUGGGCAGCAGGCAAAUUGCGGCCCCAGCCAUCCUCAUCGGUUUGGUGGACACAGAUCAGAAAGCCAUGAAAUCCCUGCCGAGGAGACCAUCACCAAAAUCAAGAUUUGCAAGGAUGACGGCGGAUGGAGCUGCUUGGCAGGUAUCUGCAUGACCUUGAGCAAUGGAGAUGAGUGGGGCCAUCUCAACCACAUAGAAAAUGGCAGUGACAGUGACGAUAGUCACGACGACAAUCCCGUCUUCACUCUCGAGCCAGCCGAGGAUGAGGUUAUUGUGGGCUUCUACGGACAGAGUAGCUCGCCCAGUGGAUACACAUCUGAGUUUGGAAUCUUGACAGCUCCUCGGGGGGUGAAGCUGCCAGAGAAUGUUUAUAAUUUGCCUGAAUUCAGGAAUAACUGA